Messenger RNA from Populus trichocarpa (black cottonwood), 2470 nucleotides. RefSeq names its product mitochondrial Rho GTPase 1. Gene Ontology annotation, molecular function: calcium ion binding; GTPase activity; GTP binding. The record is from RefSeq and is a predicted model, not a curated record. Lineage: Eukaryota; Viridiplantae; Streptophyta; Magnoliopsida; Malpighiales; Salicaceae. The transcript has 15 exons. Gene Ontology annotation, biological process: regulation of mitochondrion organization; mitochondrion organization; small GTPase-mediated signal transduction. Gene Ontology annotation, cellular component: mitochondrial outer membrane. The coding region runs from base 211 to 2166 and encodes 651 amino acids.
CCUUUUCACUCUCUCGUGAACCUUCGCUUACGCUUCCCAUUCUUCUUCUCCAAGCCCCCGCCCGCGCCACCUUCACCACCACCACAAACCCCUAAAAUCUAGGGUUUCUGGUGCCCCCUACCCUCUCUUUCUAAUUUCUUCAUCAAACAAAACCUCAAGGGUUUUGGAUAUCCGAUUCUUGAUUGUAGUGGCUGUGUUUUUGUCGUUUAGAUGGCGAGAGCAGCUGCCGCAGCCAAUCCAGGAGUUAAAAGUGGUGUGAGAAUCGUGGUGGCCGGAGACAGAGGCACCGGCAAGUCUAGUUUGAUAGUCACUGCUAUCUCCGAUACUUUCCCGUCCAGUAUCCCGCCGGUUCUUCCACCUACUCGGAUGCCCGAUGAUUUUUACCCUGACCGCGUUCCAAUCACCAUCAUUGAUACCUCAUCUAAAGUAGAGGAUGCUGGUAAAGUUGCUGAAGAAUUGAAGCGAGCUGAUGCAGUUGUUCUUACAUAUGCAUGUGAUAGGCCGGAAACUCUUGACCGAUUGAGUACCUUUUGGCUUCCUGAGCUUCGUCAAUUAGAGGUUAAGGUACCAGUUAUAGUGGUGGGUUGUAAGUUGGAUUUAAGAGAUGAGAACCAGCAGGUGAGCUUGGAGCAAGUAAUGUCACCAAUAAUGCAACAAUUCCGAGAGAUUGAAACUUGUAUUGAGUGCUCAGCAUUCAAACAUAUUCAGAUUCCUGAGGUUUUCUACUAUGCUCAAAAGGCAGUACUUCACCCAACUGGUCCAUUAUUUGAUCAGGAAUCACAAACUUUGAAGCCCAGGUGUGUUAGAGCCUUGAAGCGUAUAUUCAUUCUUUGCGAUCUUGAUAGAGAUGGUGCCCUUAGUGAUGCAGAAUUAAAUGAAUUUCAGGUCAAGUGUUUCAAUGCUCCGCUACAACCUUCCGAGAUAGUCGGUGUUAAGAAGGUUGUGGAAGAAAAGUUGCCUGGUGGAGGAGUCAAUGAUAGGGGAGUCAAUGAACGUGGCCUUACACUGACAGGAUUCCUCUUUCUCCAUGCAUUAUUCAUAGAAAAAGGGCGCCUUGAGACAACUUGGACUGUGCUAAGGAAAUUUGGGUACAACAAUGAUAUCAAACUUACUGAUGAACUAAUUCCCUCAUUCAAACGUGCUCCUGAUCAGAGUGCAGAACUCACAAGUGAAGCUGUCGAGUACUUGAGGAAUAUCUAUGAGUUGUUUGACAGUGAUGGUGAUAACAAUUUGCGACCAGCAGAACUAGAGGAUAUUUUCUCUACUGCACCAGAAAGCCCGUGGGAUGAACCUCCAUAUAAAGAUGCUGCUGAGAAAACUGCAUUGAGUGGGCUAUCAGUUAAUGCUUUUUUGUCAGAGUGGGCCCUUAUGACUCUUCUAGAUCCAUCCAGAGCUGUAGAGAAUCUGAUCUACAUUGGAUACUCUGGUGAUCCUACUGCUGCUGUUCGCUUGACAAGGAGAAGACGGUUAGAUCGCAAGAAGCAACAGUCAGACAGAAAUGUUUUCCAUUGCUUUGUCUUUGGACCAAAAAAAUCUGGAAAGUCUGCAUUAGUGAAUUCUUUUAUUGGAAGACCGUUUUAUGAUAAUUAUGCUCCAACCACUGAGGAAAGCUACGCGGUUCAUGUUGUUGAUCUACCUGGUGGAAUCAAGAAAACCCUUGUGUUGAGAGAGAUUCCUGAGGAUGGGGUUAAGAAACUAUUAUUGAACAAGGAGUCUUUGGCACCAUGUGACAUAGCAGUGUUUGUUUAUGACAGCUCUGAUCAGUCCUCGUGGAAGAGAGCAACUGAAUUGCUUGUGGAAGUUGCUGGCCAUGGUGAGGAUACUGGAUAUGAGGUGCCUUGCCUAAUUGUUGCAGCUAAAGAUGAUCUGAACUCUUUUCCAAUGGCAAUACAGGAAUCUACCAGGGUUAGUCAGGAUAUGGGAAUAGAGGCUCCUAUCCCUAUCAGCUCAAAGAUGGGCGACACCAAUAAUGUGUUUCGUAGGAUUGUAACUGCAGCCGAGCACCCACAUUUGAGCAUUCCUGAAACUGAAGCAGGGAGAAGUCGCAAGCAAUACAAUCGACUCGUCAACCGCUCUCUUAUGUUUGUUUCGGUUGGAGCUACGGUGGCCAUUGUUGGGCUAGCAGCGUACCGAGUCUAUGCUGCAAGAAGGAACUCAUCUGGUUGAAGAACAAAGAUUCACCCACUAACGAGAUGCAAGUCACACAUGGUCUCGUCCAGUAUGUCAUUUUGGUUGUAUCACUCGCCCGUAGAGAAUUAUUUCAUAGACCUAUUUGUUCUCAUGAUUUGCCUUCCAACUCUUUCGUCAACCAAUAGGGUUUUUAUCGGUCCCAAUGGAAGAGUUUUAAUUAUUAAAAAAAAAGCAACAGAUAUACCAUAAAAACUCAGUUAUUGUGCAGGGCAUGUACAAUAAUAAAAAUUUUGCUACAGAUUUUUAUGAUAUGACUACUGUCAUUAUAUUUUAUGGCUUC